Molecule: messenger RNA, 989 nt
Organism: Racocetra fulgida
Lineage: Eukaryota; Fungi; Glomeromycota; Glomeromycetes; Diversisporales; Gigasporaceae
Source: the annotation of a GenBank genome assembly
GUGCUGCGAUGUAUAUAAAAAAUAAUGAAAGUUUGGAGCGAUGGGUAGAUGACUUGUUGAAAGAAUUUGAUAAUGUUAUGUCUGUAAACUUAAAUACCGACCUUUGCCAGGAUAAUAGUCGAAGAGUUAAGGAGUUAAUUAAACGGAUUGAUGACAGACUUAAUCAAACUAUAACAGACGACUUCGAAGGUCUUCGGGAGGAAUUUUCAAAAGACUCUGAUAUAAUAGACGAAACGUUAUGUGAGAAUGGUAAUGCCGACGAAACAAUUUCUGUUAAUCAUUCAACCGAUACUACAAAAGUGCAACAGUCUGCACCGAAUUUACCAUCAAACAUAGCAAAAAAACAACCGGCAAGAUUACGUGUGUCAAGGUUUAUACAAAAAAUCAUUGCCAAAAAGUCUUCCAUAAUAGAAAAAGACAUUCCGCAAGAUGGCUGUAAUUAUUGCCUGAGCAGCCAAGAAACACGAACAUCCACUCAUGAUCAAAUGGAUUCUGUCAAGAGUAGGAUAGAAAAUGCACGGAGGCAGAAUUCACAUAUUGUUGGCACGAUUGCGAAACGAAAUAAGUUUGAAAGACUUUUGAAUGGUCGAUAUCUUAUUGAUAAAAAAGAUACCAUUGGUGAAGGGCAUCAUGGAAAGCCCAAUUUAGUACCACUUUUAGAUUUAGUAGAAACCAAACAAAAAGUAUAUUAUAUAAUGCCUCUUGCAAGUAAAGACCUAAGCGAUUUGAUUUAUCGUCGUAGGAUAAGCGAACAUAGUAUUCGCGAACUGAUGAAGCCUAUAUUUGAAGCUGUUAAAGGUCGAUAUCCUUUUGAAGAAAAUCAGCCAAUAUCUGAACAAGCUGUAUCCAAUAUAGAAUUUCCGGAACGUAGAUUCAAACAUUAUUCAUCUGAAGCUAUCGAUUUAAUACGAAAAUUAUUGAUUUUUGAUCCGUUGAGACGAAUCUCUAUUGACGAGGCCUUACAGCAUCCGUUUUUUACAAACGGAUGA